Messenger RNA from Pangasianodon hypophthalmus (striped catfish), 2681 nucleotides. RefSeq names its product salvador family WW domain containing protein 1 (gene sav1). NCBI's taxonomy places the organism in Eukaryota, Metazoa, Chordata, Actinopteri, Siluriformes, Pangasiidae. Gene Ontology annotation, molecular function: molecular adaptor activity; protein binding. The record is from RefSeq and is a predicted model, not a curated record. Gene Ontology annotation, biological process: regulation of cell population proliferation; apoptotic process; hippo signaling. The coding region runs from base 401 to 1624 and encodes 407 amino acids. The transcript has 5 exons.
CCGGACUGUAUGGGCUGGGUACAGAGCAACAGGCUGGAGCCUACUCUAACUUUGACCACUCAACUUAUUUCAUAGCUUAGACUGCUUUAUUGGGGUGGUAAUAAAAUUCUGUUGACGCGUAGAGAGACUGAAGUCAGUUGUUUAUUAGUUGUGAUAAUGUAAGUCGUAAUAAAAGUAUUAAAAGUAAGUAAGGAAACUGAGUUAGCAGGCUCGUCGUGUGUUUUGUUGUUGUUUUAGCUAACGUUAGCUAGCGAAUGCUGCUCUGAGCUCUAGUGCGAAGCUGAUAGCCGGAGAACUGUGGCUUACGAGUUCAAAAAUGAGCGUCUUUGACGAAAUACUUUUCAGGAAACCAUCACCGAAAUGUUUUUGCCACUUUAAUAUCUCCUGCAUUCACUGAGCUAUGAUGCUCCCGAGGAAGAAAAGUAAGAACGAAGCGUCCAAGCCAGCAGAGGUCCAGGGGAAGUACGUGAAGAAGGAGACCUCUCCUCUGCUCAGGAAUCUUAUGCCCUCAUUCAUCCGUCAUGGGCCAACGAUCCCGCGGCGAGCAGAGGUGCCAUUGUCAGAAGCUCCAGCGGUACCUGGUGCCAGUGUGUACCCACUGAGUCCGGCGGCAGGGACAGACGCAGGUGGACGGAAGAGUUUCCUGCGUAAUGCAACACCUCGACCCCAGCACGAGGUUUCUCGUCGAGACAGCCAUCGUCUGUCUGCGCCAACAUAUCUUCCACGCUCGCUCCCUGACCUUCCUCACGACUACUCCCCUUCUACCCCCUCAUUCAUCAGUGAUGGUGGACCGAUAACGGAGAACGGAGAUGUGGCCCGUUACUACUAUCCCCCCGAGGCGUACUACGAUAACCAGCCCAGGCGCACACGCCGAGCCGAUCACUUCCACGACGACUACAGAUAUUACGAGCACAGCGAACUCAAUUAUCCACGAGGCCCUACGCAGCCUCAGACAUCCCAGCCUCACAUUCGCCCACCUGCAGCUAUUGGACGCAUGCAGGCAAAGUCUCUAGGCAAUCUGGCGAGUUUGGGUGGAGAGGAGACGGCCCUUCCACCUGGCUGGACGGUUGAUUGGACGAUUCGAGGCAGGAAAUACUACAUCGACCACAACACAAACACCACUCAUUGGAGUCACCCGCUGGAGAGGGAGGGGCUUCCACCUGGCUGGGAGAGGGUGGAGUCUGCAGAGUUUGGAGUUUAUUAUGUCGACCACAUCAAUAAACGGGCCCAAUACAGGCAUCCGUGUGCUCCCAGUGUUCCACGCUACGACCAGCCUCCGCCCCUACCUCCACCAAUCACUUACCAGCCCCGUCCCCCCGAGCGGAAUCAGCCAGUGCUGGUGCCAGCAAACCCCUACCACACCGCCGAGAUCCCGGACUGGCUGCAGGUCUACGCCAGAGCACCUCUUAAGUAUGACCACAUCCUAAAGUGGGAGCUGUUCCAGCUGAUGGAUCUGGACACAUAUCAGGGCAUGCUGAAGCUGCUGUUUAUGAAGGAGCUGGAGCGCAUCGUUAAAUCAUACGAAGCUUACCGUCAAGCACUGCUCACCGAACUCGACAUGCGCAAGCAACGGCAGCAGUGGUACGCUCAACAGCCAACCAAAAACUUCCCUCACAACAUGUGAACUGCAGGAGACUGACAUCCGGAAACACACAUGCCUUAAUACAUACAAUGCCAAGCCUCCACAUGCGUCUGCCUCUGUGUGUGCCUUAGCAGCGUACAAGUGUCAAGUGUGGACUACACACACUCACACUACGACAUAUAGCAGAUGCUCGUAGGGUGUGCUCAGACUACAUGAGAAUAAAAGUGAGAGCUGCACACCUACAAGCAGCGUUUGUAUAAUGUAAACUUUAUCCGUUUUAUAGCCUGAAAGAUUAGGUGUGUGGCUGAAUUAAUGACGAUGAGUUUCCGGAAGAUCUUCCAGCCAAAAUACUAUCAAAAGAUGCUAUAGUGACCAUUACCCUCUCUACAGUUUAGAUAACACUACAGUGCCUUUUGGAAACUGGGACCUGGUCACUAGUGAAUCAUUUUCCUGAACUAAAUAUCUUUCUCACACACACACACACACAGAGCUCUUCCUGUGUUUCGAUUGUCUGAAGAGUGUUAUAAUCCUGUAUAUUCUUUUCUUCAGCCUGUGUGGCCACUCAGCCUGUAGAACACACUCUUCUGCCUUCAGUCUAUGGACAAUGAAGCUUUUAUAUGGACUUUUCCUGACAACGACAAUCCAGCCUGUUCUAAAUGUAAAAGGUUCGUGAAUUUUUCCAAAGGAAUAUGUCUUUAUUUAAAGACUAGAUUUUGUCAGCAGAAGCAUCACAUGUGAUGCAGGGUAAGUGUGAGCUCUUUUGGCUCUUAGCUUUGUAUCUUUAUGUAUGUCUGUUUUUUCCUGCAUAAUGAAAUUAUAUAUAAACAUAUAUAAACUAAAAACCUCUCCAUGCUGUGUAACAGCAAUAUGUUUAAGUCUUUAAUUAUUGUGUGUAUGUGAGUGAGAGGCUGAAUGUUGGCAUUGCUCGUGCAUGACCGUUUUGCCGCAUAUGUUCCCAAUUUUCAUACACACAAGCAUUCGCAUACGUCAAAUGGCUUGAUCUCAACUUUUAAAUUCAUUCUGUGUGAAGUGUGUGUGUAGCUGACCGCUAUCUGACCUCAUAACUCUGUUAUAAACUCACAGAUCCUGCCAACUCGAG